Molecule: messenger RNA, 440 nt
Organism: Lobosporangium transversale
Lineage: Eukaryota; Fungi; Mortierellomycota; Mortierellomycetes; Mortierellales; Mortierellaceae
Product: 30S ribosomal protein S16
Exons: 2
Coding region: 18-338 (106 amino acids)
Biological process (GO): mitochondrial translation
Cellular component (GO): mitochondrial small ribosomal subunit; ribosome
Molecular function (GO): structural constituent of ribosome
Source: RefSeq, a predicted model, not a curated record
GCAUCAAUCCAUUCAUCAUGCUCGCCAUUAAACUCGCGCGCCACGGCGUUAAAAACACUCCCUUCUUCCAUAUUGUGGUUCUGCAAAGUCGUUCCAAGCCUACGAGGAAACCCAUUGAGCAACUCGGCACUUUCAACCCGAUUCCCGAUAAGGAUGGUACCAAAGCAGUAACACUGAACUUUGAACGCGCAAAGUACUGGAUCAGUGUCGGAGCAAAGCCAAGCGAUACAGUUGCCCGUAUUCUCACCAAGGCCGAUAUCAUCCCGCCAAAGCCCAGGCCUGGCAUGCCCAAUCCUAGCAACUCUACCCCUAUUAGACCACCUACUCAAUCUGCAUAAUUUCAUCAUAGAACAUCCGUACAUUACACUUGUUUUUUUUUUCCCCUUUUUUUGUUUUUUGUUCAUUCUUUCACUUGUAUUAAAAUCAAUUGCUAUCACAAC